This is a messenger RNA of Syzygium oleosum, 1123 nucleotides long. Its product is annotated as vicilin-like seed storage protein At2g28490. NCBI's taxonomy places the organism in Eukaryota, Viridiplantae, Streptophyta, Magnoliopsida, Myrtales, Myrtaceae. The record is from RefSeq and is a predicted model, not a curated record. Bases 160 to 1107 code for a protein of 315 amino acids. The transcript is spliced from 4 exons.
UUGCUUGCAGGAGAAGCGAGACUCGGGACGAUAUACAGAAAUGACGCAGUCGAGAGAACUCUGCGAAACGGGGACGUGUAUAGAGUUCCGGCCGGCUCCGCAUUCUACUUGGUGAACGCCGGAGAGAAACAGACGCUCCACGUCAUUUGCAGCAUCGACAUGGACGCGUCCGAGGACUUGCCAAUGAGGAAUUUCCAGUCUUUCUUCCUUGGCGGAGGGCCGAAACCUGCAUCGAUACUCACUGGAUUCGAUCCGCAGACACUGGCCACAGCAUUUAAUGUUUCAAAGGGAGAAGUGGAGGAGAUAUUGUCCAGGGAAAGAGAAGGUCCGAUCGUGCACAUGAGCGAUUCGCACCGGCCGAGCGUGUGGUCCAAGUUCAUGGACUUGGAGGAGCAAGACAGGCUGAAGCAUCUCCAGAGAGUGGUCCGAGAGAACGGGGGCGAAGACGAGGACGAGCCGAUCAAGUGGUCGUGGAGGAAGCUGCUGGACUCGGUGUUGGGACGCAGGAGGCCGGAGAGCGGGGAUGAAUGGGGACUUCACCACGCGCCCGACUCGUGCAAUCUCUACGACCGGAGCCCCGAUUUCAGGAACGAUUACGGAUGGAGCAUCGCGCUCGAUGAGUCCGAUUACAAGCCUCUCAGGCACUCCGGAAUCGGCAUCUAUCUCGUUAAUUUAUCCGCGGGCUCCAUGAUGGCGCCGCACGUGAAUCCGACCGCAACCGAGUACGGCAUCGUCCUGAGCGGCUCCGGCACGGUCCAGAUUGGGUACCCGAACGGGUCGUCGGCGAUGAACGCCAAGGUGAAAGAAGGCGACGUGUUCUGGAUCCCGAGAUACUUCCCCUUCUGCCAAAUCUCUUCCAAGAGCGGACCCCUCGAGUUCUUCGGGUUCACGACCUCCGCCCGCAGGAAUAGGCCGCAGUUCCUGGCGGGCCGGAACUCGGUGCUCCGGGCCAUGGGCGGGCCCGAGCUUGCCACGUCGUUCGGCGUGAGCGACAAGAGGUUGGAGGGGUUGCUCCGCGCGCAGAGGGAGUCCGUGAUACUGCCCUCGCCGGAGGCGGCGGGCCAUCUCGAGAAGGGCUUCGACGGGGAUCUGAUCACGGACUUCUGAAUCUUUGCUUGAUCUC